Molecule: messenger RNA, 1558 nt
Organism: Habropoda laboriosa
Lineage: Eukaryota; Metazoa; Arthropoda; Insecta; Hymenoptera; Apidae
Product: venom serine carboxypeptidase
Exons: 2
Coding region: 83-1486 (467 amino acids)
Biological process (GO): proteolysis
Molecular function (GO): serine-type carboxypeptidase activity
Source: RefSeq, a predicted model, not a curated record
UCGUGUUAGAUUGUGGUUUGAAAGUACUUUUCAAGAAGCUCGUCUUGAUCGAUAAUUAUCGCGUUUGAUACAGUAAACCACAAUGAAGAAGCUUGCGUUAUUUUUACAAUUCGUAUUCCUCGUUUCGCUUACGAAUGGAUUUACAAACGUUUACCCUAAACCGAGGAAUGUUCCUCCCUCGAAUAUGGCAGACGCUGGAGAACCUCUUUUUCUGACACCGCUUAUCGAAAGCGGACAAAUAGAUGAGGCUCGUUACAAAGCCAUAGUGCAACAUAAAGAAAUGCUCGAUGUCAGCAGCUACGCCGGUUACUUUACUGUUAAUAAAGAGUACAAAUCGAACAUGUUCUUUUGGUUUUUCCCAGCUUUGCAUGAUCCUAAGACUGCUCCUAUAGUAUUGUGGCUACAGGGUGGCCCUGGAGCCACUUCCAUGUUUGGUUUAUUCUUGGAAAAUGGUCCAUUCUAUAUAACAUCAAAUAAAACCCUUGAAAUGCGUAAAUACUCUUGGAGCAAGACCCACAAUAUGCUUUAUCUUGAUAAUCCAGUUGGCACUGGAUUUAGUUUCACUGAGGAUGAAAGGGGAUAUGCUAUAAAUGAGACAGAUGUGGGGAGGGAUGUACAUACUGCAUUGGUUCAAUUCUUUAAGCUAUUUGGAGAACUUCAAAGCAAUGACUUUUAUGUUACUGGUGAAUCUUAUGGUGGAAAAUAUGUACCUGCUGUGUCUCAUGCUAUCAAAGAUUACAAUAUCAAAGCACAGACAAAGAUUAAUUUGAAGGGUUUGGCAAUUGGAAAUGGGUUAACCGAUCCACUUAAUCAGUUGCACUACGGAGAUUAUUUAUAUCAAUUAGGAUUAGUUGAUAAAAAUGGAAGGGACUUGUUCCACAAAUAUGAACAGAAGGGUAGAGAUUUGAUUGUACAAGAGAAAUAUGUGGAAGCUUUCAACGUGUUUGAUGAGCUUCUUGAUGGUGAUAUGACCAAUGAGCCUUCAUUGUACACAAACUUAACUGGCUUUAAGUAUUACUUCAACUACUUACGUACUCAAGAUACAAACGAAUCUGACUAUAUGGUGGAAUGGCUUCAAAGGGCAGAUAUUAGAAAGGCUAUACAUGUUGGCAAUUGCACGUUUAAUGUUGAAUCUAAGAUAGUAGAAGAUCAUUUGAAACCUGAUGUUAUGAAAUCUAUAGCAGUUCUUGUGGCAGAUCUUACUCAACACUACAAAGUCUUAUUAUACAAUGGGCAACUUGAUAUUAUAGUUGCAUAUCCACUGACAGAAAAUUACCUACAGCAGUUGAAAUGGCCUGGUGCAGAGAAAUACAAAACAGCCCAGAGGAAACAGUGGUGGGUUGAAAAGGAAUUAGCUGGUUACUCGAAGACUGUUGAUAACCUGACAGAGGUCUUGGUAAGAAAUGCUGGACACAUGGUUCCUUCUGAUCAGCCAAAAUGGGCCUUCGAUCUCAUUUCCCGUUUUACACAUAAUAAAGGCUUCUAAAUAUUUUCAUUCAUCAUCUUAUCAGACAUGUGAUAAUUCCUAUAUCUAUAUUUGCUACAUAAAAUCGUAAGG